Messenger RNA from Topomyia yanbarensis, 892 nucleotides. Its product is annotated as N-acetylneuraminate lyase B-like. The record is from RefSeq and is a predicted model, not a curated record. Gene Ontology annotation, molecular function: 4-hydroxy-tetrahydrodipicolinate synthase activity; N-acetylneuraminate lyase activity. Lineage: Eukaryota; Metazoa; Arthropoda; Insecta; Diptera; Culicidae. Bases 18 to 872 code for a protein of 284 amino acids. The transcript is spliced from 4 exons. Gene Ontology annotation, biological process: N-acetylneuraminate catabolic process.
CCAGUACGCUAACAGCAAUGAAGCAGUUCACAUUCAAAGGCCUGAUGGCUCCCGUGUUCACGGGAUAUCUCGGUGUUAAAGACAAAACAAUCAACUACGAAAUUAUUCUUCCAUAUGCAAAGCACCUGAAGGCAAAAGGUGUGGAUGCAGUUUUAGUGAAUGGUACUUCAGGCGAAGGGAUGCUGUUGAGCGUUGAAGAACGGAAGCAAGUCACAGAAGCAUGGAAGAAAGCCUGCACAGAAAAUAAGCUAAUUAUGAUGACUCAAAUUGGAGGGGCGCCCUACCCAGAUGUUGUCGCUUUAGCUAAGCAUGCCGAACAAAUCGGUGUGGACAGUGUGUUAUGUUUGCCAGAGUUGUACUUCAAACCGAAGUCGCCGGAGAAGUUAACCGAAUAUCUGCAAAAUAUUGCUUCUCACUGCCCCACGACACCGUUUUUCUAUUAUCACAUUCCGAUGUUUACCGAUGUCAACGUUAAUAUGCCAUCUUUCUUGGAUAUGGCCGAGAAUGUGAUUCCCAACUUUCGGGGCAUUAAAUAUACCAGCGGCGAACUGGAUCAGGGAUCCUGCUGUCUUAAAACGGGAAGAACAAUCUUUCUAGGAGCAGAUUCAAUACUUUGCCCAGCCGUAGCAGCCGGGUUCGAUUCUUUUAUUAUGACUACGUUGAACAUUUGCCCAGAAUUGUCUAUUAAAAUUAUUGAAGACAUGCGGGAUGGUAAAGUGGAGGAAGCGAGAAAGACUCAACAGCAACUGAAUGGUAAAAUUGCCGAUAUUCUGCAGCACGGUGACUGGGUAAGUGCUAUGAAAAAAGCGUUUAAUGAAAGUUGCGACUUGAAUCUUGGUAAAACUAGAGCUCCGUUGAAUUACGAUUUCUAAUUAGAGUUGAAGAAAUAAAU